UCAACAGCAACGUCUUUCGAGAAGUUAUAGGCGCUGUUUGCGACAUUUUUCUUUCUUUAUCCGUCAUCCAAUGUUUUGUGUAAUGAAAUAACACGUUGGUUAGCGAGUAAUUUCGAUCCUAGUGUUCAUAGUCGUAAUUAAGUAACCGCUAGAUUACGAUUAAUUCUAAUAUGGGCGACGAAAGCCACCCGAAAACUCUCUACGUCGGUAAUUUAGACGCGAGUGUCACAGAAGAUUUUCUAUGCGCGUUGUUCGGCCAAAUUGGCGAAGUAAAAGGUUGUAAGAUAAUCCGUGAGCCCGGAAAUGAUCCUUAUGCGUUUCUCGAGUUUACGAAUCACUCAGCGGCGGCUACGGCCCUGGCCGCCAUGAACAAGCGAGUGUUUCUGGAGAAGGAGAUGAAGGUUAACUGGGCGACAAGUCCCGGGAACCAGCCCAAGACGGACACUAGCAACCACCACCACAUAUUCGUCGGCGACCUGUCGCCGGAGAUCGAAACGCACAUACUGCGAGAGGCUUUCGCGCCCUUCGGAGAGAUCUCAAACUGCCGGAUAGUCCGCGACCCACAAACGCUCAAAUCUAAGGGGUACGCGUUCGUUUCGUUUGUGAAGAAGGCUGAUGCAGAAGCGGCGAUCCAGGCUAUGAACGGACAGUGGCUAGGGUCGAGAUCCAUACGUACGAACUGGUCGACACGCAAGCCGCCGGCGAACAGGCCCAGCGAGGGCGCGCCGAGCAGCAAGCGAGCCAAGCAGCCCACCUUUGACGAGGUGUACAACCAGAGUUCACCAACCAACACAACGGUUUACUGCGGGGGCUUUACCAGCAAUGUUAUCACUGAGGAGUUGAUGCAGAAUACAUUCUCACAGUAUGGCCAGAUACAGGAUAUUAGAGUAUUCCGAGACAAAGGCUAUGCGUUUAUUAGGUUCACAACUAAAGAGGCAGCAGCGCAUGCCAUCGAGGGCACACACAACACUGAGAUUAGUGGACAUGCAGUCAAAUGUUUCUGGGGAAAAGAAAAUGGAGGAACGGGAGAGAGCCAGAGUACACCGAGUACCACAGCAGCUCCUCCGGCCAUGGGCGCGCAGACGCAGGGGUACCCCGGCUACCCGUACCAGCAGCAAGGCAUGGGAUAUUGGUACGCCCAGGGCUACCCGGCGAUACAGGGCUACAUGGCCCCCGGCUACUAUCAGCAAUACGCUACUGCCUAUAGCAAUCCGCAGGCUGCCGCAGCAGCGGGGUACCGCAUGAGCAUGCCGGGCGGCGGCUGGAGCGGGCCGGCGCCCGCGCCCGCGCCCGCGCCCGCGCCGCUCGUGUACCAGGCGCUGCCCUCCGCGCCCUCCUACCCCUCGCAGUAGCCACCACCACCACCACCACCAACCACCAACCACCGCCACCACCACUGGACUGGAUUCUGGCAAGUCUUACCUCUUAACCGAUGUAUGUUGCGACAACGAGCAGCCACCGUCAUCUGAUAUAACCGGACACUGGACCGGAAGGCAUUCGCUGGCAAGUCUAACCUCUUAACCGAUGUAUGUUCCGAGGGUCACCGACAUCUGAUACGGCCGAGCACUGGAUCGAAAAGCAUUAGCCGGCGAGUCUAACCAUAGUACGAACCCGAUAUAUGUUGCAAUAUACACUGUCAUUUUCAGUUUUAUAAUUCGCCGUAACGUUCACAAAAUAUCUGUAAUCUAACCGAACUCUGCAAUGUAAACUGUCUUUUUUUUUAACACUCAACAGUGAUUCCAUUAGAUCAUUUAGACCUCUUUUAUCAGAAUCAUGUCGGCUACUUCGAGAUCAUGAAUGAGAUCUCGUGGUGACUGUCCAUUCGUUAGCGAUUCUGUCGUAAAACCCUAUUUGCAUUAAAAUUUUCAUGAAACUUUGAUCCUUAAACAAAAUUCAGAAUGUAACAUUUAUUUUUGCUUUGAAAACAGAAAAAUUGUAUCCAGUAAAUUUUCUCACACAUUUUGUUUAUAAUUAAAACUACAAAUAGUCACCCAAACCGACUUAUUAUCUCACAGAUUAGUGGAUUAAAAGUCCAAUUUGGUCCGAAAUCAAUACCGUAAUAUUUUAAACGACUUAACAUUGUUAAUUGGUUCUCCAAAUUGAAUAUGUUAAACAUUGUAAGUAUCACAGAGUAUUUAGACCGAAAAUAUUUGGCUAGAAACCUCCAAUAUUAUGAAAUGACUUGUUAUUUUUCACUCAGCCAUAAACUUUUGACUGACUAAAAGCGGUUGUCAUGAUAAUGAUAUUACCGUAAUGAUAUCAUCCUUGAAUACAUUUUCUAAACUUGCUAUCACCAUUUUGAGCGACUUAUAAAAGUGCCGUUAUAUCAAAACUGCUAUAUGUUUUCUCCAUAACAUAUUAGUUAUUCUAAAGCUAGGUUAAUACAUCAGUCCAUUAUAUAAUAGAUACAUAAUACCAUUCCAUAAGUUCAGUUUCAAAAGUGCCAGCUUUAUCAUUAGUUUUUACCCGAACCAAGUGUCCAAAACUAUCUACACAUCAUAAAAUUAUACUGAAAAUUGCCCAAAUAAGUCUACUUGCCUGUUUAACUACUUUACUGAAUGUAACAUCAAAUUUAUUGUGUUAUAUUACUGGCCUUUUGAUUCAGUGGAUAAUUCGAAUCUUUAGCAAUAUUAGCCUCUAUAGUAAGUGCCUAAAAAAACUGGAACGAUUCAAUUGUGAGAAACAUGAAGCUGCAAUGAAUAAGUUUCAAUAUAUUCGUUUGAAUUAUUCCACAUUUUAUAAGGAAACCUUCCUUUUACAGUCUACAUUGACAUCCAAAUAGCCUUGUUCGAUAGACAAUAAGUUUUGUCAAGUUUUUUCGAUGCUUUUUGAGUUCUUUGAACUGUUUUAUCUACAUUGUCAAUAAAAUUAGCUGUUUCACUAACUUGCAAAUUGUCAUCACAAUCUACAGAAAUAUCUAAAACAUUGAUAGUAGUCACAUAAUAGAAACUUUAUAUGACAAUUUCGCUAAAUUGUCAGGGGAUAUUUGUCAAGUUAGUGAAAUAGGGUCCUUUUACUCUAAUUUUGUAUGAGGUUGUUUUUGGAACUGUUACAAAGCAGAUGGACCAAUUUCGACUUUAUGGCUGGUUAAAUACACUAGUGUAUUGCACUAGUGUAGUGCAAUGAACAUAGAUCACUGUGGAAUUUUUUAAUGUCCUGGUUUGACUGUAAUUUAAAGGAAACAGAAUGAGUAUAAGACUAAAAAACCUUUGGGAUUGUUAACAGACAAGUCAAUAUAAAGUUGCCCUAAUUUUUUGUACUUUGAUCUCUCAGUUAAUUUUGGCAUUUUCACCUACCUUUCCACAAUAUAAAAUCUCAAGAUCUCUAUAAAGAUUGACAAAAUGUAUGAUUUAUUAUAAUUUGUCUCGUGAAACAAUCUUAACAGGCCCCGUAGCCGAAUGGCAUUUCUCCGACGCCAAACGAAAGCGAUACGCCGCUGGCUCUGUCGCGCCAAUACGCAAGCGCGAUAGAGAUAGAUAUCUACUAGCGCUUCGUUUCGUGAGCGUUUCGUGAGCGUUUGUGCCAUUCGGCUAGCCACCCUGUUUUGACUCCCUAUUUCAUAUCGAUCUGAUGAGAUGACGGAUAUAUCUAGAAAGACAUUAGGUUCAAUUUUAACUAUAUAACUCCCGUGAGACUCAAACAUAUUUAAAAAUAUUUUAAGCGGGUUACUCACGUGUUAAGUCGAUAUAACGUUCGACAUGUUUCGAUCCAUUUCCGAGCAGAUUCCGAGACACGUAAACUCUUAAGAAAGAUCCUCGGAAAUGGAUCGAAACAUGUAGAACGUUAUAUCGACUUAAACAAAAAAUCAUUUAUUUCAAGCCUAUUGUUGCUCAUACAGGUUGAUUCCAUACUAUAUUAUAUUAUAAAUAAAUACUUAACUCGCUUAAAAUAUUUUUAAAUACAUUAGGUUCAAUUUUGAUUGGCAGUAGAUUUUUGACAGUCUACUAAUAAAGUAAGACGCCGAUGUAUAAAAUGUCCUAUGCUUACAUGCGUAUAUAGAUUUCCAUAUUAGUUAUAGAAAUACAGAAGUAUUUUAUACGGAAAAAUGUAACAUACUUGUCGGCAAUAAGGUACAUUUAAUUGUAAAGUCGUUGGUAUAGUUAUUUAAGGUUUUCACACACUGACAUCACUGUGUCUGCAUGUUGGGUGGCUAGCCAAGAUGUCCAUUUGUGGCACAAGUGACACGAUUGGCAUCUUUGCUUUGCCUUGAAACUUUAUAUCGUCCCUAGUUGGAAUGUUUUUGACUGAUAUACUUGGUAAUAUUGAUAUUCUGCCUUUGUGGUGUUAGUGUGUGUAAAACCUAAAGGUGAUGCACGAUUAGUCAGUUUCUAUACCUCUCGCAUAUACAUAUUGUAUAAAUCACUUAGUUUCGCAAGGUAUAGGAACCAGCUAGUUUUGAUUUGAAGUGCUACCUUUGAACCCAAAGCAUGCUAAGAAAUAUAGAAUUGUAAUAUUUUCUACGCAAACAUAACUUUAAGUACUGAUGUGUCGGAAUAUUUCAAAAAGUUGCGAAAUUUCCAUGUAGAACAUCCAAAAAGUUUCCGUUAUAUCCUGUGAAGUUUCCAACUUUUUGGUAAUAUUUUCGAAACCAGUACCCCUGUAACUGUAAGGGUUCUACCUAAGAUCAUUAUUUAGUAUGACUGUCAACGAUAUGUAUUUUAUAGGACUAUUCUUUAGAUGUAUUUGUUUUUGAAGUGGUUAUUGACGGAAGGUACAAAUUGUUAAUGUCAUUGGUGGACUUAAGGCCUAACCUUCGUGGUUUAAGUUAACCAUAUCCUAGGCACUAUUGUCAGAAAUUGCACAAAACUACCGUCCAGUGGUCUGGGCUCGUAGUUCUGUACCAGUGUAAAGCUAUGUCCACACUUUAGAAAAAAAAAGGAUGAAUUGAUAACCUUCUCCCUUGAGAUUUGGAAGUUGGUUAAAAAUCGCUGUGGAUUCGCUCUUUGUCUGAUCUAACUCUUGAGUAAAGCGUGAAAAUGUCAUUAUAAAUGUCAAAUUUGACAUUAAUAAUGACGUGGCCACACUUUGUUAAAAUGAGUUAGCGUGGUCAGAGUGUAGGCGGUUUAAACGUGGACAAUGUAAAAAGUAAGUCGAUGAAGGACAUACUAAACAUGUUUAGUAACUGUCCCGACCACUGGCAAGGUAACUCGCCUUACUAUCAUCCGAUACUGGCCAAAUUCCUGUACAUUUUGUACAUGUAGAAUAGGCAGUUAGCGGCGUACUGCCGGCACCUACAUAGAUAGGACAUAACGAAAUAAAUUAUAAAUUUUUAAAAAACGUUAUAAAUAUAUAGUGGAGGGCACGACAUUCUCGUGUAUAUAGGUUGAUAUUUAUUGCCGCCCGGACUGGAGGCGGAACAAAACGUGACGCGAGUCGGUGGAUAUUGACGCGCGUUUAGUCCAAUCUAAUUGUAUUAUUGUCUAUGACGAGAAUCGGCUAUUAAGGCCAGUCCAGACGGGAAGAUUUUUUACCCUGUGAUCCCAACUCGGUUCCAUUACCUAUAAGAUUGUGGCAAAUCGAAACAAGGCGCGUUUGAAGGCUUUCUCUUUAAUUUAGAGGUCGGAUGUUACCAUAUAUAUAUAAUUGUGUACGUGUGAACACUAGACGAGAUUGAUGCCAUUUUGUUCGAUUGCUCAAUCUAAUCAUCCCGUUUGGACUGGUCAUAGUACGAUUCCGGUCAUAGACAUUCUUUUUUUUUUUUUACUAAACACGCGUCACGUUUCACCAGUUCGCCUCGAACCUCCGCUAUAACCAGACCGUAAUUAUAAGUUCGACACAUGUUGUUUUGUUUGACCAAUUGUUAUGAUUUAUUGUAUACACUGGUAAGUCAAUAAAGCAGUGGGUCUGGU
This is a messenger RNA of Leguminivora glycinivorella, 5849 nucleotides long. RefSeq names its product nucleolysin TIAR (gene Rox8). The coding region runs from base 171 to 1352 and encodes 393 amino acids. The transcript has 4 exons. Gene Ontology annotation, molecular function: RNA binding. The record is from RefSeq and is a predicted model, not a curated record. NCBI's taxonomy places the organism in Eukaryota, Metazoa, Arthropoda, Insecta, Lepidoptera, Tortricidae.